This is a messenger RNA of Scleropages formosus (Asian bonytongue), 4192 nucleotides long. RefSeq names its product suppressor of tumorigenicity 14 protein homolog. Gene Ontology annotation, biological process: complement activation; proteolysis. Gene Ontology annotation, cellular component: extracellular region. Gene Ontology annotation, molecular function: serine-type endopeptidase activity; protein binding. The record is from RefSeq and is a predicted model, not a curated record. The coding region runs from base 508 to 3048 and encodes 846 amino acids. Lineage: Eukaryota; Metazoa; Chordata; Actinopteri; Osteoglossiformes; Osteoglossidae. The transcript has 19 exons.
UCGUGCACCGUUGGACCCGAAGGCUGCCGGCUCAUGAGUUUCACCAGGCCUGUAGCCCCACCUCCAGCUGUAGUAUCCGUGGGCGAGGUACGUGCCCCAAAAUUGCUCCAGUAAAAGUACCCAGCUGUGUAAGUGGAUUUGGCGAAAAGGCCUCAGCUAAGUGAGUUCCACUAACUAAAUGAUUCCAUCCGCCUGCGAACGGCGCGGCUCUUGUCUCGGGAAAGUUUUCACCACCACCACUGCGGAGCCGCGUCCGAACGCGCGGGUAUUUUCGCAGGCGCCGCGGUGCAUGCUGGUCCCCGUAUGACACCUGCGUGCGGACAACUUAGCGCACCGAGGAGGGCUGCUCGCGCCGCGCACCCGCCGUUCCGCCGUGGGGCUCUCGCGCUGCCAUGAAGGGAGACCCGCGCGCUUGUGAGGUUUACUGCGUGUCCAGCUGCGGACGCUGCCUCCCCGCCACAGCCUCAGCCUCAGCCUCAGCCAGGCUACCUGAGCCUCAGCCCACCCAUGUGCACCCAGGGCGGACGAGGAGCGCCGUGCCCCCCCGGCCCUGUGCAGAACAGGUGGAGGAGCUGGAGGAGCUGGGGGGUGGGGGCGGCGUCCUUCCUAGCCCUCUCCGCGGCCGUCGUUCUCAACCUCCGCUUCUUUGUGUGGCCUCCUUCCUCAGUGUUCUACUUGGGAGGAAGUGUGGAGAUGACCAACCAGAGCUUUGCUGCGGACUUGAUGGAUGCUUCUUCCCUGCAAUUCCAGGAGCUGGCGGCAGCUGCGGUCCGUUAUCUUUCGGGGCUCUACAGCUCCUCCCCUUGGAGUUCAUAUUACAUACACUCAGAGAUCACCGCUUUCAGUGAAGGGGCUGCAGGUGGUCUUCGCGUGUUCUACUGGAGUAAGUUCCUUGCCCCUGCUGCAGUGAUUCCAGCAAUCCGCAACGGUGGCGUGGGCCAUUUGCAGCGCUCGUGCACCGGUAGCAACAAACUGCUGCUCAUUAAGAGUGAGGAACUGUAUUCUUUGGAGCAGGAUGAGGAUGUCCUACAGUUGUUAGGGUUGGAGGCAGAGAGUUCUGACUUCGAUGAUCAGGCAGAUAAGAUAAAAAAUACUGCAAAUCUUCAGAGCAUCAAAUGGCAGCUGGGCUUCCAAGCAAUGUCAUUUGAUCUUUAUGCCAAAUACGGAAACAACCGCACUCUGAGUCUAGUGAGCCCCAAGAAGCCAUAUUAUCAGUGGCGUUUGCGUGUCCCGUCUGGACACGUGGUACGGCUUGUGAUCCUCACUUUACAUGGAGCCAUACCUGGAAGCUGCUCUGCCCACAAGCUCUCCGCAUAUGACUUCCUUCUACCCUUGCAGAAUAAAAUUAUAGCCAGGUGGUGUGGUCUCCCAGUCUCUGGAUCCUCUCCUGUUAUGAAACUCACCUCCUCAGGAAACGUCAUGCUGGUGACCUUCUCAUUCAACAGACAGAGAGAUGGAGCCAUUUUUAAAGCAUAUUUCCAAGCUGUGCCUAAAAUAGGUUGUGGUGGUUCCCUGACUGCCUGGAACGGAACUCUGACAUCCCCAUACUACCCCAGCCACUAUCCCCCCAACAUUGACUGUAGCUGGACAUUACGAACCCCACUGCCUGGGUACUUGCUGUCUGUGACUAUUGUGAUGUUCGACAUUCAGGACUCUCCCUCUUCUGACAGCUGUGAGAAAGACUGGCUAGACAUCAAUGGAGUCCGGUUGUGUAAUCCUGUCGCCGAUAGCAGCAGAAAGAGAAUCCACUCCUCGCCGGUGGUGCUGCACUUCCACUCCGAUGAGUCGCAUACUCACAAGGGUUUCUACAUCCUGUACCGAGCGUUUGCCCAGGAGAGUUCAUGCCCUCGACAGUUUCGUUGUGGGACUGGCCAGUGCAUCCCCCUGCGUAAAGUGUGUGAUGGGGCGAAAGACUGCCCUGAUGGCCGUGAUGAAAGCAAGUGCACCUGCAGACCUGGAGAAGUGCAUUGUGGGAAUGGUCAGUGCAGAUCCCACAUCAGUCAAUGCAGCGUCCAAAGCAACUGUGCAGACAGCAGUGAGGAGGCCAAUUGUGCAGGGAGAUGUUACUUCAUGUGCCCUAACAAAGUGUGUGUGGCCAGGUCUUCAGUGUGUGAUGGUGUGUUUGACUGCAAGGACCGCAGUGAUGAGGCCAACUGCACCAGGGCUUUACAAAAAGGUUGCUCUCCCACAUCCUACAAGUGUGCCAAUGGGAAGUGUGUGACUAAAAUCAACCCCGAGUGUGAUGGCAUCAAAGACUGCGUGGACGGUUCAGAUGAGAUGCGCUGUGGCUGUGGAACAAGGCCAAAGAAGAAGACUAAGAUUGUGGGUGGGGUCAUUGCUCAGACAGGGGCAUGGCCCUGGCAAGUGAGCCUGCAGAUGGAGCGUUAUGGGCAUGUGUGUGGUGCUUCGCUGGUUUCGAGCCGCUGGCUACUGUCUGCAGCUCACUGCUUCCAGGACUCCGACAUGAUCAAGUAUUCUGAGGCACGGUCUUGGAAAGCUGUCAUGGGCAUGCGUGGUAUGAACGUGGUGGGAACUGCCGUGGCCACGCGGCCAAUUCGUCGUAUCCUGCUCCAUGCGCAGUAUGACCAGUUUACAUCUGACUAUGACAUUGCUCUGCUGGAGCUAAGCACCCCUGUGUUCUUCAACGAGAUGAUUCAGCCUGUGUGUGUACCUGCCCCAUCUCACACCUUCACCGCAGGAACAAGCUGCUUUGUCACAGGCUGGGGGGUUCUCAUGGAAGAUGGUGAACUGUCUACAUUACUGCAAGAGGCACCUGUGAAAAUCAUCAACCACAAUAUUUGCAACAAGUUGUAUGACGAUGCAGUCACACCCAGGAUGCUGUGUGCUGGAAAUCUCCAAGGUGGUGUCGAUGCCUGCCAAGGGGAUUCAGGUGGCCCCCUGGUGUGUCUCGAGAAGGGCCGGAGGUGGUUUCUUGCAGGGAUUGUGAGCUGGGGUGAGGGCUGUGCAAGACAAAACCGACCUGGUGUCUACACACAGGUCAUCAAGUUUUCAGAGUGGAUCCAACAGCAAACGAAAGGCCAGGUGUGAGUGGACACAGACAGACUAAACCUGGACCUCAUCACUCCUUACCUGGCCUCAGUGGCUGCUUGUGAUCUCUGGGAUGAAGCAAUAGGAGGAGCACAGGAACCUAGUGAGACUAGGCAUCACUGCACAUAUAUCAUUUAGAUAGUCUACGUUAAACUAAAAUGAUACUAGGCCCUAGGCUCUUUAAGGACACGAGAUUUAUAUAGUAACUGUAUGUGUGUUCUUACUCAAAACCUGCUGAAGUCCGUGUUUAGUCAUGUGGUUUGGCCUUUUAUGUUUUUCUUUCACUGAUGUAUUCUAGCUCCAUACAGCCAGUUCUUUAUUCCUUUUUGAGAAGGCAAUCCACCCUGCCUCAGCUGACCCGACCGCACCAAAGACAUGGUUCUACACACCAAAAAGGAAUGUAGUUCCACUCCCUCUAUUCCCCGGGUUAAUGAAACAUGGGCAGAGCUUUCAACACCUCAUGACUUCUGACUCCUUUUGUUAAUUUAAACAAUCCUAAAUGUUCCAUCUUUUUGUUAACCUUCAAUGAGGAAACUGGUUUACUUCACCUGUCCCACCUCCUGCAAUACCAUUUCUCUACUGCACUGGCUUUCCUCUCCAACUUCCGCUACCACUUCCAUCUUGUUGCCCACACCCAUUACCCAUUUUGCUUACUUUGGUACACCUUUUGCAGUACUAGUCUCCCAUUAUCUGCUGUCAGCCUUUUAGUCAAUUGUUUUUGGUCGAGAAAUUCAGAAAACAGACCAGAACAGGUUAAUCAGUAACCAUAAACUGAAAUGGUCUUGAUGGGGGUUUUGGCUUAGAAUAUUGGUAAAUUGACUCUGCAUUUAUUAAAAUGUACUAUGUCAUACUUCUGAAUGGAUUUCCUUAAGCGCUGCAUCAUAAUAGGAUGCUGUUUGGCUUGGUAAUGUUACAUUGUUGAAAGGGCAGUGGAGUGAGACACAUGGGACGUUACCCCAUCUGUUAAGCAAUCAUACUUCCUCUCCAGUGUGGCCGUGCUGUGGAUAUAACAGCAUCAUUUGUUGGUUUUAUUCAUCUGUACUAAAUAUGUAUUGAAAACCUGGAUUUUUUUAAUUACAUUUUUUAAAUUUAUGUUGUAACAAUGUUUAGAAUGCUGUUGAAAAAAGCAAGCAUUAAAUGGGCU